Messenger RNA from Amoebophrya sp. A25, 810 nucleotides. The record is from the annotation of a GenBank genome assembly. Lineage: Eukaryota; Dinophyceae; Syndiniales; Amoebophryaceae.
AGAAAAGGAACGGCUAGAACUAGAACAAGGAUCUUCUAUGACAGAUGAACAAGAAGCGACAGGAGCUUCAACUUCUCGUCUAGCAAAGCCGGACCCUGCGUUUUUGACGCAUGCCGAGGACCGCGAUGUCAGAUUACAAAGCGACCUUGCAUUGCUACGAAAUUUGAAGGAGCAUCCAGACUAUCUAACACUAUUGGACACCCGCUGUGGCAGUGGCCGUUUUCGAAAUCUCUUUCGCACGCUGUUCGACAUACCCGAUGAUGCAUCAACAACUACACCGAGUGCGAGUUCGUCUACAUUUACAUCAAUGACCGGCGGUAGAUCAGAGUUUAGUCCAGAGCUCGAGGAGGCCAUUCGCGACCGGUUUCUUCGGGAUGUGCAGGCUUCCUUACGUACGUGUCUCGAAUUUCAAUUGUUUCAAACGGAGAUGAAACACGCCGCCAAGGAGAUCGCAGACUAUAGGGAGGGCACGCCGCUCGCCUGGGUCUCCCGCGUCCAAUCGAACUCUGUUUCACAAGAGCCAGAUAACAUGUCGAAAACAGAUCUGCUCGGAGAGGCAGCAAGGGGGGUCUUCUUAAUCAAAGAGCGGGAAGAUGCUCAACAAGCGAGCAGCAGCGUGGAAGAUGUGAAAGAUGAUGCAGUUGCUGAUGAAGAUGGUGGAAGACGAAGUUCUUGUUACCCUUCUUGGGAGGAAAUUUACAAUCAGCUUAGGCCAACUGGCAUGAUGACGUACGGCAUCUCGAUGUCUUCUGCCCUCCUACUGAGGUACACGCAGGAUCAAGAAAAACAAGGACAAAACAACAAGCCAAC